Panicum virgatum (switchgrass) is the source of this 1334-nucleotide messenger RNA. RefSeq names its product MADS-box transcription factor 15-like. The record is from RefSeq and is a predicted model, not a curated record. Gene Ontology annotation, biological process: positive regulation of transcription by RNA polymerase II. Gene Ontology annotation, molecular function: DNA-binding transcription factor activity, RNA polymerase II-specific; RNA polymerase II cis-regulatory region sequence-specific DNA binding; protein dimerization activity. Lineage: Eukaryota; Viridiplantae; Streptophyta; Magnoliopsida; Poales; Poaceae. The transcript is spliced from 8 exons. Gene Ontology annotation, cellular component: nucleus. Bases 245 to 1048 code for a protein of 267 amino acids.
GCCUCGCGUCGUCUCCCCUCCCCUCACCACGCAUCACCACCGAUCGAUCCCUCUUCUCCUCUCCUUCCCUUUAAAGCUAGCUAGCGAGAGAGCUACCUACCUACCUGCCUGACCUCACCGGCGGCGACCCAUCCGCCGUCCGUCCCUCACUAGCUAGCUGCUGCCUCUGCCGCUGCAUCGAUCAGGCCAGCACGCGGAUCGAUCGGCGGGAGAAGCUCGAAGGAGAAGAAAGGGAUCGACCAAGAUGGGGCGCGGCAAGGUGCAGCUGAAGCGGAUAGAGAACAAGAUAAACCGGCAGGUGACCUUCUCCAAGCGCCGCAACGGCCUCCUCAAGAAGGCGCACGAGAUCUCCGUCCUCUGCGACGCCGAGGUCGCCGUCAUCGUCUUCUCCCCAAAGGGGAAGCUCUACGAGUACGCCACCGACGACCGCAUGGACAAAAUUCUUGAACGUUACGAGCGCUAUUCCUAUGCAGAAAAGGCUCUAAUUUCAGCUGAAUCUGAGAGUGAGGGAAAUUGGUGCCAUGAAUACAGGAAACUGAAGGCCAAAAUUGAGACUAUACAAAAAUGCCACAAGCACCUAAUGGGAGAGGAUCUAGAGUCUCUGAAUCUCAAAGAGCUCCAACAACUAGAGCAGCAGCUGGAGAGCUCACUGAAGCACAUCAGAUCAAGAAAGAGCCACCUUAUGGUCGAGUCCAUUUCUGAGCUACAGAAGAAGGAGAGAUCACUGCAGGAGGAGAACAAGGCUCUACAGAAGGAACUUGCGGAGAGGCAGAAGGCGGUCGCCAGCAGGCAGCAGCAGCAGGUGCAGUGGGACCAGCACACCCAGACCCAGGCCCAGACAAGCUCAUCAUCUUCCUCCUUCCUGAUGAGGCAGGAUCAGCAGCCACUGCAGGCUCCACAAAACAUCUGCUACCCGCCGGUGACGAUGGGAGAGAGAGGCGAAGAGGCUGCUGCAGCGGCGCAGCAGCAGCAGCAGCCAGGGCAGGCGCAACCGCAACUUCGCAUCGGGGGCCUUCCACCAUGGAUGAUCAGCCACCUCAAUGCUUGAACAGGCGACGAGCACGUCGAACUCGACGCUACUACCCCAUGAUCAAUUGCCGUGCCUAUCCAGCGAUUGCGAGCAACUGCGCCUGCAAAGUGGUUGCUCACCGUUGAGUCCUAGCAUAAGUUCAUGGCAGCGAUUAAGCUAAACUAUUGUUAUGUUUGCAACAAGAAGGGUAAGCACUGUAUAAUCUUGUCCAGCAUGUGUGUAUCAACUGAUGCAUGCCCCCUAUAUGUGUGAGAACCGCCCAAUUUGAUACUAUUUUAAAUGAAUCGCCGGUCAUUAUCAUCCA